Messenger RNA from Symbiodinium sp. CCMP2592, 2085 nucleotides. The record is from the annotation of a GenBank genome assembly. Lineage: Eukaryota; Dinophyceae; Suessiales; Symbiodiniaceae.
AUGGUGUCGUCCUUCGUUCCGACGCCCAGCUGGGCGGAGGUCGUUAGCACCGGGCAAGAGCUGAAAGUCGGCCCUGCUUUCGCCAAGGGCACAUUUAGCACAGUGCACCCGGUGGACGGCAAGGUGAAUGACGAGGAGGUAGUGGUGAAGCUGACGCGAGUCCACAGGUUGCAUUACCACGUCAACGACGUGCUCCUCCUGGACGAAGUGGACGAUGAGAAGCGAUUGCGUGGCCGCGAGGCAACACUGCAAAAGGAAGCGAAGGUCCUCCGCUGGCUAAGCGACUGCCCGGUUGUGGUUCCUUGGCUCGGUGACAUCCGGGCAUGCGUCGGUGGGGUGACAGUAACUGGCAUUCUCUUGCCAAAGAUGAAAAGAACUUUGCGACAGCUUUGGGACCGCAGCAGCGUUCAGCUGAACGUCAAUCAGAAUCGUCGCAACAGCAUCCGAUUGGCAGGCAUCCUAGGGUCCGUGGUUGACAUUCUCUGGGCAUUGGGCAGGAUGCGCGAGUGUGGGCUCUGUCACAUGGAUAUCACACCGGACAACUUGCUGUGGAGUGAAGAUCACUGCCAGUUGUACCUGGCGGACCUCGGCUCAGCUGCACGACGGCCAGGAUUCACAUGGCGGGCAUUGCAAGAUCUGCCCGAAACUGCCAACAUCCGUCGCAGCUAUGCUUUGGCCUUCAGAGGGGUGUGGCGGGUGCUGCCGCAGCUGUAUGGUCAAUUCCAUAGCUGCUCCUUUGUUCGCUUUCAGCUCCACGAUGAGACCCCCAGCGACAUGAAAGUCAAGCUGCCCCUUGCCGACCCCCGCCUCGACUACUUCGCGCUCGUGAUCAUUUUGCGCAACCUGCUUGGAAAGAAAGGUUUUGUCGCCGGUGGUCGCGAUGAUGGCUAUCCAGAAGGCGAAGCCAGGACGAUUCCGCACUCCUUCGAUCCACCGGAAGCCGAGAAGCCAUGGGGCCAGGCAGAUCCGACGUGGCCAUCACUUCUGGAGGCGGCUGUCCAGCUGCGUGCCUUGAACCAUGGGCUGGAGGCGCUUCCACCGCAGCCGGAGCACGAGCUCAAGCAGAAGGGAGAUUCCUUUUUGGACGAUGCCUUGAGGACUUGCCUCCAAGAUUUAGCAGAGAGCCGCCAGAGGCUCAUGAGGCUUCAGGAGGUAGACAUCCAGCAGGGGAGGCUUGGCCCCGGACCCAGCGGACCUCUCGUCUUCUGGCAGAGAGAUUCCUCCGGCACGCCCGUCAACAUCAUGUCCUUCGACCUUUCGAAGCUGGGAGAGAAGCCGCAGCUCUUGGUUCACGAGGCAAAGAAGGAGCUCGCCGCCAGCUUGGGCUGUCUUCCUCCCCAAAUCAAGCUGUGGGCUUUGCUGCGGCCCCGCUACGAGAAUUUCGAGGAGGAGGAGGAGGUCUUCCCAGGUUUGUGCCCGGAGCAGCUGGAUUCGCCCCUCCUGCGCUUGGAGGUGAUGCCAGUCGAGCAACUCCAGAAGGGGAUCGGGUUCGAGUUCUCUGAGCAUUUGAUGAAGACCAGCUACGAGGAGGUCUGGUACCUGCUGAACAGCCGCCACCUGCACCCCGACUGCAUCUCUUUGCGGGACCUCAUCGACGCAGGGCCAGGGCCAUGCCGCGCGGCCCUGGAGAACAAGGCGGAUCCCAACCAGAUCAGCGACCGGAGACACACAGACCCCAUGAGGGCGGGAUACUAUGGAGAUGGCAGAGGCACUACACCCCUGACUUACGCAACCGAGAAAAUGCCCCAUUCGUGGGACAGCUGGGGCGGGUUUCGCCAAAAGAGUGCCAAGGUGCGGUGGGGAGAGUGGGGGAGGUACAAAAUGGCUAUGGAGAUCAUGCAGAUGCUCUUGGACGCUGGAGCGCGGGUCAACAAGGUCGAUGGCAACGGCAACACCCCCCUGUCGCUGGUGCAGCAGGAAAUUGGAAGGCGGCGUCGGCGGGAGCCGUCUGCACGCAUGCAGCAAGAACAGGACCAGCUGUGUUCUACACAUCGUGACAUUGGUAGUCUGCUGCUCAGAGCUGGUGCAUCCCGCUGGCCGCGCCUGUGGGCAGCCUCGAACAUGACUGACUGCGUGUCAAACUGA